Rhipicephalus sanguineus (brown dog tick) is the source of this 3504-nucleotide messenger RNA. RefSeq names its product neprilysin-1. Lineage: Eukaryota; Metazoa; Arthropoda; Arachnida; Ixodida; Ixodidae. Gene Ontology annotation, molecular function: metalloendopeptidase activity. The record is from RefSeq and is a predicted model, not a curated record. Gene Ontology annotation, biological process: protein processing. Gene Ontology annotation, cellular component: plasma membrane. The coding region runs from base 206 to 3025 and encodes 939 amino acids. The transcript is spliced from 4 exons.
CUUCAAAGUGGGUGCAUACCACAUGUAUUUAUCAUCAUCAUCAGUACGACGCACCUCCGACGGUGUCCGUAAGACGACGAGAAGACUGCUAGUGGCCGGGCAAGUCAUGACUUCAACCUGAGGGCUUGAUCCGCGAAAGUGAAAAGCACAUGGCCGCACUCGCCGCAGACGAAAAUGAAGCUGGCUGACGCCGCAAAGCGGGCAGAUGCCAUCGGCAGAGCCCAGGCAUGCCUCCGGCCGCACUGCUCGCUCAAGCUUCGCCGGACGAUCAACUUCUCUGGGCAAAAGCCAGCAGACCUCUUCGUCGCAGAGGUCUCCCAAGGGUCACGCUCACCGCUCCUUGCCGCUGCCCGGAGAACCGUCGAGCUCGAGCCCCGCUUCCGUCAAGCAGCCGCCGUGCCAGCGCCAAUGCUGCGUCCCGAGCACAUCUAGGUGCCAGCGACCUCGCGAAGAGCCGCCGCAGUUCAACCGAUGGCCGGAUGAGGCCACUCGUUCGGCGGCCACGGCGAGUGGCGGAGGCAUGUUUAGCGACAGCUCCCUCGUGCGCAACAGAGCCGGGCCCAAGUUGGCCGUCACGUCGCGACGGCGCCAGUCCGAACCCAGCCCCAGCAGACCGCCGCCGCAGCCACCGCCACCGGCAACACACCCCUAUCCUCAACCGCGUCAACAGCCCCCGGCACAUCAACAACCGCCGCAGCAAGUUCAGGCACCGCGACAAGCACCGCCUCCGCCGCCGCCGGCUCAGACGAUACAGCCUUUAUCACAGAGCCGCUCGGGAACCAUAUUCGCCUUCACCGUCGCCGCUUUCGUGCUGCUCUGCAGCGGCGCCAUCAGCGCCUACUACGUGUGGUACAGCCACGGAGAGUUCGCCAGGCAGCGCACGACGGAGCUCAACAGGUUCGGCGUAGCGGUGCAGGGGCCGCGAACGGAGACGCCGGUGGAAGUGCAACCGCCCAUUCUCGCAGUACCGUCCGCACUCGACGGCGAGCAGCCGCCGGCGCCUCAGCAGCAGCCCGAGACGACCACCGCGACGUCGACUAAGCGCGAGAUGUACUUCGGCACGCCGCUGGGUCGUCGGCGCGCUCUCAAGUUGCGCCCCGAAGACGACACGACGUCGGAGUUGGCGAGCCGGCGGCGCCGCUGUCUGACGCGCUUCUGCCAGGAGCGCACCGACGCGGUGCUCUCGGCGCUCAACUGGACCAUCGACCCGUGCACAGACUUCGAAGCGUUCACUUGCUCGAGGUGGCAGGCGCCGGCGCCAGCCGAGGCCCUCCUGGCCGAACAAUUGGAGCGCGAGCUGUACCUAUCGCUUUCGAGCAAACUCAAGCCGGAGGUGUGGCGCGUCGAAGGCCUGCUCGAAGAGUGCCUUCGCAGUCCGCUGCCACAGGCGUCGCGGCUUCAGCUGCGAUCUCUGUUGCGCGACAUGGGUCUGUACGGCUGGCCCUUUCGCGCCGACGCCCAGAGUCGUGGAGACGUGUGGAAGGCCGCUGCUCUGCUUUUCCGCCACCUGUCCCUGACGCCGCUGCUCGGGAUCGCCGUGGCGCCGCACCCGCGCAACGCCUCGCAGCCGCUCGUGGCGCUGGACGAGCCGGACAUGCUGCCGGACGCAGCGCACGCGCUGGACGCCGCUUUCAAACACUACACGCCAGGACGCUACGUGGAGCUCGCCGAGCGUGUCAGCGACUUCUCGUCGCGGCUGUCGCAGAUCGUGACGGGACGGCGCGCGGCACGCCUGAGCACGCUGCGAAUCCACGCGUCUUUCGCGCCUUUCCUGGCGCUCGCUCUGGGCGACUUGGUGAAGCUGCAGGAGCGCACGCCGUUGCUGCUGCGUUGCGAGCGAUUCGUGCGCGCCCUGAAGGCGCUGCUGCACGCGACACGCAACCGGGACCUGCUGAACUACCUGGGCUACCGGGCGCUCGUCUACGUCUCGCCGUUGCUCACCGAGGAGGCGCGACCGCUGGCGGCAGCGCGAAUGCUGCAGAUCACGGGACGUCGCCGCUACGGCUGGCCACGCUGGCGCCGCUGCGUGCGACUCGCCGAGCGCGCCGCACCCGAGCUGAUGGCGUACGCGCUGGCCCGAGCCGUCCAACUGGACCGAAUAGCCGGGCUGCGGUUCGCUCGAGACCUGGCCGCGGCCGUGAACGAAUCACUGGGUGCCUUCACCUGGCUCGCGGAGGCUGACCGCCGCAACGCGCGGACUCUUCUCGGUGCGCUGGACGUACAGGUGUUCUACCCGGCCUGGAUCGGCAACACGACGCUGCGCGAGGCCUACGAUUCACUAUUCCCCGAGGUGACGCGAGGAAACGUGCUGCAGACCUACAGGGACUUCAUGCGCAAGUUGACGGAACGUCGGCUAGCGGCACAGCUGGGGGCCGGAGGCGGCACCGACGGUUCCUCCGAAAAAAGCGGCGGCAAAGGCGGUGCCACUGCGCUGAUGGACGGUCCGCUCAGCGCCCCGUGGCCCUGGUCGGCACUGGACGUGCGCGCGGGUCUGGAUGCGGACGCGCUCAGAGUGUUCGUGCCGCCCGCUAUCGUUAACGGCAGCACACACGGUGGAGACGCUUGGCUGGCCGCCCAGUUACCCGCACAGGGCCCGAGGCUGGCGCAGGCCCUACUGGAGGCGCUGCACGAACGUGCGCACCCUGCGGCGCGCUACCAUUGGUCGCUCAACACCAGCGUUCAGGCUGCCCAGUUGGAGCGGUGCUUGCAGCCCGCCGGCGGCCUGGUGGUGCGACUGUCUCUGGAGCCCUCGCAGGCACUGUUCACCCGCUACGUGUCCACGGUGCGCGCUCAGGGCAUCCAGGACGCCGCCUUCCUGUCGCCGGGCAACGUCACCUCGGAGCGGCUCUUCUACGUGCUGUUCGCCAUGGGCGGAUGCGGAGACACCGGCGACGCAAAGGGACGCGUCAACGCGGCGCUGCGCGAGACGCCGCAGUUCGCGGCCGCCUGGGACUGCCGCGUUCGCAGCCCCAUGGCGCCCCGACAACAGUGCCUGCCGCCCCGCGAGACGACGCCUUCUUCGUGAACACCGGCGACGUCGAAGAAACACGCGAGCAGCAGGUUGUACUGCGCAUGCUCUGUCGACACCACCUUUCCUUCAACGCAACGCCUUCUGGAUUACACGCCUUCAUUUUGUCACCGGCUGACUCUCGGCAUGUCUGACCAGUGCACGUCAGUCUUUGACCAGAGUACGCCAGACUUUAGCCAGAGUCCCUAAGUCGAAAGUCUGUAGCUUUGCGUUCGACGCCAUCCAUUCCACCACCGACAAAGAUAUGGUAGUCUCCAGUCACUACACAGGAUCAUGUUUCAUCGUGUUGCCAUACAUCGGCCAUACCCGUCAACUGUGCCACGCAACGAUACUUGUCACAGAGACGUGCUGUGGUCUUCAUCCCCGAUACAUUGAUAUCCAUAUCUGCGGCAAGUCACUGCGUCACUUCCGCCCAGUUCCGUGCAUGCAAGCGGCUAAAGACUGGCAUAUAGCGCGUUACCAAAAGCAUACAAGCC